AUGAGGUCUAUUGAGGAUCAUUCUAGGGAAAGAUACUAUGAUAAGAUAGGCAUUCAAAAUAUUUUUAAGAAUGAGCUCAGAGAGAUACCUGAUUUUGAAAAUUAAAAUAGAGUGACAAAAAAAAUAAAGAACAGCAAUUAAAGAGAGAGAAGGGGAGCGACUAAUAAAUUAAUGAUAUCGUCAUAAUUAAACAUUCCUAAAGAUAAAUCUCGCUAAUAGAGAGGGUAACUAUAUAGAUCAGCACAUGAAGGAAUAAAUAAAAAGAAUGGAUCCUUGUUAAAAAGUGUAGUGGAUGAAGAAUAUUACUACAAAAAUGAUGUUUCAUAGUCAAACUUGAGAAAAACAACUUGCCAUGAUGAACCUGAAAUAAUAGUAGAGUAAGAUCACUCAUUCUUCUCUGAAGAAGAAAAUGAAGAUGAAGAAGAAAUAUUGAAGUAAAAAGGCAAGAUAACUGUUGAAGAUCUUGACUAAGAGGUCGAUAAUGAAGUAUGCUAUACAGAGACAUUUGAAAUACAUGAUACUGAUAAUGUCUAUAAAACAUAAGAUAGGAUCCGUGCAGAAUUUCUAUCUCGACUAGUUUAUGACAAGCUAUGGACAACACCUGAGCAUAAGCAUCACGAUCAUUAAACCUGCAUAAUCUUUGAUUGGGAUGAUACUCUCUUGUGCUCUACAUUCUUAUCUCAACAUAAUAAAAACCUUAAUGAUGCUUCUAUUAUCACGUACCCUUAACAACAUAGAUCUUCAAUAGCAUAUCUUGAUGAAUAGGCUAGCAAAUUACUGUCUAAAGCUAUUGAAAUGGGUCAUGUUUUUAUUGUAACAAAUGCCUUAACAGGAUGGGUCGAGGAGAGUGCUAAAGUUUUUCUCCCCCUUACUUAUCAACUUAUAGUCAGCAAUAACUUGAAAAUAAUUAGUGCCCGCUCAAAUUAUGAGCAUUAAUAUCCAGGGCAUAAUGUUUUAUGGAAAAUAUUGUCCUUUUAAGACAUAUAUAAAGAAUAUAUGGAGAAAGACACACUUACAAACCUAAUAUCUAUUGGAGAUUCAGAUGUUGAGGUUGCAGCAGCCUAUGACUUAGCCUCUAGUCUUCAGUAAUAUUUCCUUAAAAUAGUAAAAUUAAGAGAUGAGCCAUCAACACCAGAUGAUCUAUCUAAAGAACUAAAGACUGUAAUUGCUUAAUUUGAGCAAAUUGUAUCAGCUCCAAAGCACAUUAUAGCUAAUAUGAAAACUAUGCAAAGGGCUUAUAGACUUGAAAAAGAGGAAAUUAAUGAUAAGGAAAUGAAAAGAAAAGUUGAAAUAAUGAAAAUGAAGGCUGAUAGAAUAAUUAGUAAGUUGUGA
Molecule: messenger RNA, 1332 nt
Organism: Stylonychia lemnae
Lineage: Eukaryota; Ciliophora; Spirotrichea; Sporadotrichida; Oxytrichidae
Source: the annotation of a GenBank genome assembly